GCGCAACACCUUCGUCCUUCCCCUCAUCCGCAAGCACCAUGCUGCCUUCAAUACCCCUCUUCUCGGCUGUCGUCAGCCAGCCAUUCAAGCGAUCCCAGCUCGGCCUCUUCCACGGCAAAAUGAAGCAGAGCGGGAACAGCGUCCCCUUCUCGAAGAACAAGACCAAGCGGACGUGGCUCCCCAACGUGCACACGAAGCGGAUCUUCUCCGAGGCGCUGGGCGAGAAGAUCAAGCUGAAGCUCACGACGAAGGCGAUGCGCACGAUUAAAAAGUACGGCGGAUUGGAGCGCGGGCUGGACGCGUAUUUGUUGAAGACAAAGUCGGAUUAUCUUGGGUACGAGGGAAUGCGGUUGAGGGUGCUUGUGGAGGAGAAGUUGGCGCAGAAGAGUCUGGGUGCUCAAGCCCCUGCGGCGGAGGCUGCACAACCGAGUGUAACGGAGGUCCUGCCCGAGUCCCCGUCAAGCCCUGUGGAGGGUGCACCAACAGCAUGAGGUCUCCUGACAUAAAAACAAUAUCCGCCGCUUCGGUCUCUCUGGCCGUCCGGAUCGUGACCUUCUGCCCCUGCAAUUCACUUCACGACGUUGCAUAUGGUAUCCGUUGCCAGUGGACGUCGUAAGUGAUAGGUAACAAGCAAAGAUGACAAACUUCUGUGGUAAUCGCGGAGGCGCCCAUACCGUAUGCGUCUAUCGCUCAUGAGGAAGACUCCUAGCAGAGUUGAUUGACUGAGCAUGUACACGGUAUACUAUAUAUUACGGCAAAGCGAGCGGAUGCAGGAAGUGAGUGAUCGCGAUGUCAGGUGGAGGAGGCGUAGGAACCGAUUCUAUCAUACGAAACAGAGAAAUCUCGAAAGUCAUAAAGUUAGCCUAAAAUCAGGAAAGAGAGAGAGGACCGACCAAGAAAGAUGAGGGAAAUACAAGAGGAAUAACCGACCAUUAUAAAGACCUUAUCCUACCGCUGUCCUUCUAUCAUACCACGCUCAAGCCUUCCCAACCCCGCUCUCUGUCCGUGGGGGGACGAUGUUGAUGAUAGGACGCUCCCUCUCUUGCCUCCUCAACAAUAAAUUAGGCGUCCCGGGGCGACUCGUGUGCACAGCGCCAAGCUUGUGCCGCGACCACCAGCCCUUAUGCUUCCCACUCGCACUCCCCGCAUCCGAAUUCGACCCGCUCGCGAGCGAUGGGGACGCCCCCGAGCUCGUGAGCACGCUCGCGCUAUCCGUCCCGCUCACCACGCUCCGCUUCUCCUCCGAGUCCAGCGUCCCGCUGCUGCUAUCCUCCUUCACUUUCUCCUUCUCCUCGAGCUCCCGCGCC
This is a messenger RNA of Gloeophyllum trabeum ATCC 11539, 1307 nucleotides long. RefSeq lists its product as uncharacterized. Gene Ontology annotation, cellular component: mitochondrial large ribosomal subunit; ribosome. Gene Ontology annotation, biological process: translation. NCBI's taxonomy places the organism in Eukaryota, Fungi, Basidiomycota, Agaricomycetes, Gloeophyllales, Gloeophyllaceae. The coding region runs from base 39 to 491 and encodes 150 amino acids. The transcript has 3 exons. Gene Ontology annotation, molecular function: structural constituent of ribosome. The record is from RefSeq and is a predicted model, not a curated record.